CUAAUAAUUUUUUCUCUCCUCUCUCCCUCUCUAGCAGCCGCCUCUCUCUCUCUCUCCUUCCCAUCCGUCUCCGGUGAAAAUGGCCACCACCAAGAGGCAGCCGCUGGCCUCCAUCUCUCCCCUCGCCUCUUCUCCGUUCUCUCCUCUCUCAGCCAGCAGCAACAACAACUGCUCCCACCAGCAGCUCCAGCCGGUGACAGCAACAGCAGCAGCUCCGGUCUACAGCAACGCGAGCAGCAGCAGGCGAGGACACCAGCUCCAACAGCAGCAGCUUAGCGAGGACCACCAUCAGCAACCACUGGACAGCAGCUCCAGCCGGCAACAACAACAGCAACAGCUGCGACCAAGCAGCGGUACCGGCCAGCAACUCCAUCAGCAGCAGACAGCUCCAACCAGUCGGCUGCCUCUUCUCCCCUCUCUUAUUUCCGGACAGCAGCUCCGAACCAGUGAACAAGGCGAACUCCGGCGGUGCUUUUGAAAGUUUCAAGCCAGUCAAAAGACGGAUCUUUAACAGAUCCGUCCAGGUUUUGAACUUGAAGUUCAAGUUGAAGAGUUGCCAUGAGACAAGUUUAUUUAAUUUUUUGUAUUUCGAAUUCGUAUUUAUUAUUUAUUUCAGUUUGUAAUAUUUGUAUAACUCUAAACUCUCCUAUAUAUGAAUUACUUGGGAAUCAUCCAAGGGGGAGGGGUUUAUGUGCUAUUUGCUUAUUUAUUUUAUUGUAAUUUGUGGUAAAAAGCAUGUUUAUAGGAUUGUGAUUGUUUGAGAGUUCGUUUUAAUAAUUUCAUUAGAUCUC
Messenger RNA from Solanum tuberosum (potato), 791 nucleotides. Its product is annotated as serum response factor homolog A-like. The coding region runs from base 80 to 478 and encodes 132 amino acids. The record is from RefSeq and is a predicted model, not a curated record. The transcript has 2 exons. Lineage: Eukaryota; Viridiplantae; Streptophyta; Magnoliopsida; Solanales; Solanaceae.